AAGAAAGUCUACAGUAUGCAUUGGAGGCUCUGACUAUGAACGGCUGCUCAGUGGAAGAUCUAGGGCUGGACUUUACACUUCCUGGGUUCCCUAAUAUAGAACUGAAAAAAGGGGGAAAAGAUACACCCGUCACCAUCCACAAUUUAGAGGAGUAUCUCAGACUGGUUAUAUUUUGGGCACUAAAUGAAGGUGUUGCCAGACAGUUUGACUCAUUCAGAGAUGGAUUUGAAUCAGUCUUUCCCCUCAGUCAUCUUCAAUACUUCUAUCCUGAGGAGUUGGAGCAGCUUCUGUGUGGCAGUAAAACAGACACUUGGGAUGCAAAGACUUUAAUGGAAUGUUGCAGGCCAGAUCAUGGUUAUACACAUGACAGUCGAGCAGUGAAGUAUCUCUUUGAAAUUCUGAGUAGCUUUGAUAGUGAGCAGCAGAGACUGUUUCUUCAGUUUGUGACGGGUAGCCCCAGACUGCCUGUAGGAGGCUUUCGAAGUUUGAAUCCUCCAUUGACAAUUGUACGCAAGACUUUUGAGUCUACAGAGAAUCCAGAUGAUUUCUUACCCUCAGUAAUGACUUGUGUGAACUAUCUCAAAUUGCCGGACUAUUCAACUAUUGAGAUAAUGCGUGAAAAACUCUUGAUAGCUGCAAGAGAAGGGCAGCAGUCAUUCCAUCUUUCCUGAUCACAAUAAAAAUACAAUGUCUGCCUGUUACAGCAAAAGAAAAACUCAUGAUUCUUUUCUAAAUAUAUCACCUGAGUCAAGGAAACGUGUUACGCCUUCUUGUUGUAGAAAAACGGCUUGCAGAUUAUAAACAAAGACACUUGGUUGAUAUUCAUUAAAGGCCCCUAUGGACUUAAAGUGAUCCGGCCCUAAAAGUUGUUGUGACAAGGUUUCUUUAGCAAGUUCUUGUUUAAAUUAUCAUUUAUUUGAUGAGUGAAGUUUUUAACUUGCUUUGCUGUGUGAAAUUUAAAAAGGGAUGUUUUUCCAGGCUGGAACAAUAAAUGUCGCUGUGCAGUUUAA
Nestor notabilis (Kea) is the source of this 1010-nucleotide messenger RNA. RefSeq names its product E3 ubiquitin-protein ligase TRIP12-like. The transcript has 5 exons. Gene Ontology annotation, molecular function: ubiquitin protein ligase activity. Gene Ontology annotation, biological process: protein polyubiquitination; DNA damage response; regulation of double-strand break repair. Gene Ontology annotation, cellular component: nuclear speck. NCBI's taxonomy places the organism in Eukaryota, Metazoa, Chordata, Aves, Psittaciformes, Psittacidae. The record is from RefSeq and is a predicted model, not a curated record. Bases 36 to 671 code for a protein of 211 amino acids.